Molecule: messenger RNA, 3417 nt
Organism: Dibothriocephalus latus
Lineage: Eukaryota; Metazoa; Platyhelminthes; Cestoda; Diphyllobothriidea; Diphyllobothriidae
Source: the annotation of a GenBank genome assembly
GUUGAAGAGCCGGAGGAGGAAGAAGAGGAAGCUCAGUCGGACACUUUACGGACCCCCUGUGUUCACAAGGAGACUUCCGAAGACACUGAAACCAGCCACGAUCACCAGGAUCCUGGAAGUCAGUUGGAGGACGAUGAAGAAGAGUUAGAAGCUGAGGACGAGAUGGAUGAAGAUGUGGAACAGGAGGAGGGAGAAGAUUCUGAAGAAGAAGACUUUGCCGAGGAGGAGGAGGAAGAAGAAGAGGAUAUCGAUGCUUAUGAUGCAGACUGGGCUUCACAAGACGAUGAUACGAAUUUAGUGUACCCUGGAAGCCGUAAGCUGUUGCAGGCGACUGCGAAAAAGGCCGUGAACGUAGCCAAACCUGGCAAACCAGCCACACCUGGCAAAUCAGCAACUACUGACAAACCAGCAACGCCUGGCAAACCAGCAACACCUGGCAAACCAGCAGCAACUAGCAAACCAAAAACACCUGGCAAAUCAGCAACAACUGACAAACCAGCAACGCCUGGCAAACCAGCACCACCAAAACCAGUGGUUAAGAAGCCCAAGAAGGCAGCAGAAGGGCGUGUCAUCGCAGAUUACUUGAAGGACGACGAUGGAGACGGGAUCCCCAACUUCCAGGAUCUGGACAGCAAACUGUACAGUAAGCCUGCCUCCAAGCCCGGUAGUCCUAAGCCCCAGCCCAGCAAACAAGUCCCGAAACCUCAGACCUGUCAGGGCAAAGGGCCAGACGCGUGCAAACAGGAUGCCCCGAAGAAAAGUUCACCAGUGAAGGCUACUGUCACUAAACCAGUAUUGAAGGCUACUGUCAAUAAACCAGUGCUGAAGGCUAAAGUCGCCCCACCGAAGUCAAAUGUUAAAUUAAUGCCAAAUCCCAAAGACAGCGAUGGGGACGGUAUCCCAGACUACCUUGAGGACGCAGAUGGUGAUGGCAUUCCAAACUACCUGGAUGACGACAGUCCCAGCUUUUCCAAACGCUUCAGUUACUAUAUGAAACUGGUGAAACUGCUGGACGAGGACGGUGACGACAUUCCGGACUUGUUGGAGGAGGAUGAAGAUGACGACGGCGUUGCAGACUACCUUCGUGAUAAGGAUAAGGAUGGAAUACGCGACUACUAUGAGGACGAUGACGGAGAUGGUGUUCCAAAUAUGUUGGAUAGAGAUAGUUCACUAUUUCUUUUGAAAAAGGUGAUCAAGUGGAAAAUGCCUAAGGAUAUGGAUCGAGAUCGUGAUGGAGUGCCGGACUUUUUACAGGGAGACAAGGACAAUGACGGUAUACCGGACUAUCUGGAAGAUGACGAUGGUGAUGGUGUGCCCGACUUUCUCGAGGAUGAUGACGAAGACGGUGUUCCCAACUUUCUUGAGGACAACGAUAACGAUGGGAUACCCAACUACCUGGACAAGACGCCCAACAAAGUAGUCAAGAAACCCGUUAAACUUCGUACUCAUGCUAGGAAGCUCGCAGUCGCGGAUAGUGACAAUGAUGGCAUUUCCGAUAUGAUGGAAGACGAUGACAAUGAUGGAAUACCCAACUUUCUUGAAGACUCGGAUGGCGAUGGAAUCCCUAAUUAUAUGGACAAGGACAGUGCCCUUUAUAUAAAGAGGAAGGGAAAACCUUUGUCCUUCAAAGAUAGCGAUGGAAACGGCAUCCCAGACGGGUGUGAAGGCGACAGUGACAAGGAUGGAAUACCAGACUACCUUGAAGACUCUGACAGUGACGGAAUACCUGAUUGCAUCGAUGAUGAGCCUCAGCCAGUAGAAAAAGACAAACCUCGCAAAAUUGCACGAUUUGUUGACAGUGAUGGUGAUGGGAUCAUGGACCAUCUAGAGGACGAAAAUGGUAAUGGCAUUCCAGAUGCUUUAGAAGGUGAUGCUAAUGGUGACGGAAUACCCGACUACCUUGAAGACGCGGAUGGUGACGGAAUAAAAGAUUACCUGGAAGACUCUGACAACGAUGGUAUCCCGGAUUACCUGGACGAAGAUGCCAGUAUAUUUACCAUCACGCAUUUUCAGCAGACAAAACUAUCCUCAAAAAUUGACAAAGAUGGCGAUGGCAUACCUGAUGCAUUGGAAGAGGACAAUGACGGUGACGGAAUCCCAGACUAUUUGGAAGACGAAGAUGGUGAUGGUAUUCCUGACUACCUUGAAGAUCAAGACGGGGACGGAAUCCCUAAUUAUUUGGAUGCAGAUGAGGAAAAACCAGGUGGCGGAGGACCCACGUUGUCGGCAGAGGAUGAAGAUGACGAUAAGGACACAACCGAUAAGAUCUUCGAACAGGACAGUAACAAUAAUGGAAUACCCGACUACCUAGAAGACUGGGAUGAGGAUGGCGUGCCGAAUUAUCUUGAGGAUGCAGAUAAUGAUGGAAUCCCAGAUUUCAUGGAUAAGACAGACAACAGAAAAAUUAAAAGACGUUUCAAUUUUAACCUCGCAGAUCAAGAUGGCGAUGGCAUCCCGGAUGCCCUUGAGCAAGAUUCAGAUGGAGACGGAACCCCGGACUACUUACAGGAUUCAGACGAUGAAUUGGAAGGUGACUCCGACGGUGAUGGCAUUCCUGAUUACCAGGAAGACGAGGACGGAGACGGCGUUCCUGAUUAUCUAGAUGAGGAUGCUGAUGGCAAUGGAAUUCCUGAUUAUUUAGAAGGAGACUCGGAUGGCGACGGCAUUCCUGAUUAUGAAGAAGACGCUGAUGGCGACGGCAUUCCGGACUACUUGGAUGAAGAUGCUGAUGGGGAUGGAAUUCCCGACCACUUGGAGGGUGAUUCGGAUGGUGAUGGUAUUCCUGAUUACCAAGAAGAUGCUGAUGGGGAUGGCAUUCCAGACUACUUGGACGAAGACGCUGACGGUGACGGGAUCCCCGACAACCUAGAAGGGGAUUCGGACGGUGAUGGCAUUCCUGAUUACGAAGAAGACGAAGAUGGAGACGGCAUACCAGAUUACCUGGAUGAAGAUGCUGAUGGGGAUGGAAUUCCCGACCACUUGGAGGGUGAUUCUGAUGGUGAUGGUAUCCCUGAUUACCAAGAAGAUGCUGAUGGGGAUGGCAUUCCAGACUACUUGGAUGAGGACGCUGACGGCGAUGGAAUACCCGACCACCUGGAAAAGGAUUCUGAUGGUGAUGGUAUACCUGAUUAUGAGGAAGAUGCCGAUGGUGACGGUAUACCAGACUACCUAGAUGAUGAUGACAAUAAUGAUGGAAUUCCCGACCAUUUGGAGGGUGAUUCGGAUGGAGAUGGUGUUCCUGAUUACAAAGAAGAUGCUGAUGGGGACGGCAUUCCGGAUUACUUGGACGAGGACGCGGACGGCGACGGAAUACCCGACCACCUGGAAGGNGAUUCGGACGGUGACGGUAUCCCUGAUUAUCAGGAAGAUGCAGAUGGUGACGGUAUACCCGACUACCUAGAUGAUGAUGACGAUAAU